This is a messenger RNA of Piliocolobus tephrosceles (Ugandan red Colobus), 4917 nucleotides long. Its product is annotated as amine oxidase [flavin-containing] A. Bases 193 to 3069 code for a protein of 958 amino acids. Lineage: Eukaryota; Metazoa; Chordata; Mammalia; Primates; Cercopithecidae. The record is from RefSeq and is a predicted model, not a curated record. The transcript is spliced from 16 exons. Gene Ontology annotation, molecular function: primary methylamine oxidase activity; flavin adenine dinucleotide binding. Gene Ontology annotation, cellular component: mitochondrion.
CGGGCUUCCAGCGCGAGCAGGCAGGCAGGACGGGAAGGCGGGGCCAGGCCGGCGUACAGCGACAUCUCCCCGCCCCUGAGUGGGCCCGGCGCCCGGGGCUGGCCUCCAAGAGUGGGUACCGGGAAGAGCCCGACUGGAGAAGAGCUGCGGGAAGCAGAACACCGCCCCCAGCGCCCAGCGCGCUCCAGAAACAUGAGCACAAACGCCUCAGCCUCCUCCCCUGGCGGCACCGGCACCGGCACUGGCACCACUACCAGCACUGGCACAACUACCGGCACUGGCACCACUGCCGGCACUGGCACAACUACCGGCACUGGCACCACUACCGGCACUGGCACCGGCACCAGGCGCGAGGCGGAGGGCCCGCCCGAAGCCGGGGGCACAACUUCCCAGGUCCCGAACCCGGCCUCCAACUUGGACGACACCUCGUACAACUCGUCCGAAUGGAGCGUCCUUUGUGAGUGGCGGUCCGUCUCGGAUCCGCUAGCCAUUUCCCAGUGGAGCACGUCCUCAACGGCCGAGGCCGCCUCCUGGACCUCCAGCAUACCCUCCCGAAUCAGCACCCCCGGUCUUAGCGAAAGUAUGGACUCCGACUCCAAGAGUGGCCUCCGGGGUUUCAGCGCUUACAACCCGAGCAGUCGGAUCCCCGAGUCUACCACCCGCUCGAACUCCUCAGAUGUGGCCUCCACAGCCUCCAGCCAGGACACCGGCAUUCCCCGGGUAUUAGUAACAGGGCCUACCCCGCCCGUAAACUCCCCCCACGAGUCAUUGCAAGGGUCUCUCUUCUCCUCAGGGUUCAGCCCCCCACGGGGUUCGUUAAAAGUACCCAACCUGCCCCCUGAUUCCAUCCUGACCUCAGUGCCCGGCUACACUUGGAUAUUUGUACGGGGACCUCCUAUACCCAAUGACCUUUCGCAAGUGUCAAUACAAGCACCUCCUACACCCAGUAACACCCCCCGAGUGUCAGUACAAGGGUCUGCCACAUCCUCAGUGCCCAACUUCCCCUGGGGUUUGGUACCAGGACCACCUCUACCGGAUAACAUCUCCCCAGUGUCGCCACAAACACCUCCUGCACCCCAUAAUACCCCCCAAGUGUCAAGGCAGGCGUCUACCCUCAACUCAGCGCCUCACACUCCGCGGGGUUCAAUACAAGAACCUCCUGCACCCAGUAAUCCUUUCCAACUGCCGACACAAGGACAUUCUAAACCUAAUAACUCUCGCAGAGUGUCUGUACAAGAGUCCGCCCCGCUCUCAGUGCCCAGCUCCCCCCGGGUAUCAGCUGAAAGAUCAGCUCCGCCCCUGGGCGCUCGCGGAGUAUCAGCAAAAGGGUUCGCCCCGCCCACAGUGCCCGGCUCCCCCCGGGUAUCAAAAGAAGGAUCGGCUCCGCCCCCGGGCUCCCCGGGGGAGUUGGUAGAAGGGUCCUUCCCACCCUUUGCCGUCCGCACUCCUGUGCCUCCGACCCAGGAGAGUGUCAGCCAAAGCAUGGAGAAUCAAGAGAAGGCGAGUAUCGCGGGCCACAUGUUCGACGUGGUCGUGAUCGGAGGUGGCAUUUCAGGACUAUCUGCUGCCAAACUCUUGACUGAAUAUGGCGUUAGUGUUUUGGUUUUAGAAGCUCGGGACAGGGUUGGAGGAAGAACAUAUACCGUGAGGAAUGAGCAUGUUAAUUACGUAGAUGUUGGUGGAGCUUACGUGGGACCAACCCAAAACAGAAUCUUACGCUUGUCUAAGGAGCUGGGCAUAGAGACUUACAAAGUGAAUGUCUGUGAGCGUCUUGUUCAAUAUGUCAAGGGGAAAACGUAUCCAUUUCGGGGCGCCUUUCCACCAGUAUGGAAUCCCAUUGCGUAUUUGGAUUACAAUAAUCUGUGGCGGACAAUAGAUAACAUGGGGAAGGAGAUUCCAGCUGAUGCACCCUGGGAGGCUCCAAAUGCUGCUGAAUGGGACAAAAUGACCAUGAAAGAGCUCAUUGACAAAAUCUGCUGGACAAAGACUGCUAGGCGGUUUGCUACUCUUUUUGUGAAUAUCAAUGUGACCUCUGAGCCUCACGAAGUAUCUGCCCUCUGGUUCUUGUGGUAUGUGAAGCAGUGUGGGGGCACCACUCGGAUAUUCUCUGUCACCAAUGGUGGCCAGGAACGGAAGUUUGUAGGUGGAUCUGGUCAAGUGAGCGAACGGAUAAUGGACCUCCUCGGAGACAAAGUGAAGCUGAACCAACCUGUCACUCAUGUUGACCAGUCAAGUGACAACAUCAUCAUAGAGACAUUGAACCAUGAGCAUUAUGAGUGCAAAUACGUAAUUAAUGCGAUCCCUCCGACCUUGACGGCCAAGAUUCACUUCAGACCAGAGCUUCCAGCAGAGAGAAACCAGUUAAUUCAGCGUCUUCCAAUGGGAGCUGUUAUUAAGUGCAUGAUGUAUUACAAGGAGGCCUUCUGGAAGAAGAAAGAUUACUGUGGCUGCAUGAUCAUUGAAGAUGAAGAUGCUCCUAUUUCAAUAACCUUGGAUGACACCAAGCCGGAUGGAUCACUGCCUGCCAUCAUGGGCUUCAUUCUUGCCCGGAAAGCUGAUCGACUUGCUAAGCUACAUAAGGAAAUAAGGAAGAAGAAAAUCUGUGAGCUCUAUGCCAAAGUGUUGGGAUCCCAGGAAGCUUUACAUCCAGUACACUAUGAAGAGAAGAACUGGUGUGAGGAGCAGUACUCUGGGGGCUGCUACACGGCGUACUUCCCUCCUGGGAUCAUGACUCAAUAUGGAAGGGUAAUUCGUCAACCCGUGGGCAGGAUUUUCUUUGCGGGCACAGAGACUGCCACAAAGUGGAGCGGCUACAUGGAAGGCGCAGUUGAGGCUGGAGAACGAGCAGCUAGGGAGGUCUUAAAUGGUCUCGGGAAGGUGACUGAGAAAGACAUCUGGGUACAAGAAUCUGAAUCAAAGGACGUUCCAGCGGUAGAAAUCACCCACACCUUCUGGGAGAGAAACCUGCCUUCUGUAUCUGGCCUGCUGAAGAUCAUUGGAUUUUCCACAUCAGUAACUGCCCUGGGAUUCGUGGUGUACAAAUACAAGCUCCUGCCACGGCAAUGGUGAAGUGUCAUUACAGAGCCUAGAGACUCCCAGCCUCCUGGAAGAAGCAGCCUCCACUUUGGAUCAGGAAAUAGUAAAGGAAAGCAGUGUUGAGGGUAGCGGCAUGCAGACCCUCAGACCAGAAUGGGGACAUCUUGUGAGCUGCUGCCUCAGGAAUCUCCUGACCACUUCUAAUUCCUCCGACUUUUCUAGACAUCUAGUCUCAGUGCUAGCUUAUUUGUAUUUUUCCUCUUUCACUUCUUAUGGAGGAGAGUGUUUAACUGAGUUAGAAUGUUGAGACUGACUUGCUGGGACUUGCGUGCAGCUUUCCAGUUGAGCAGAGGAAAAUAGUGGCAGGACUAUGCCCUGGGAGGACUCCCCGCUUAGCUCUGUGCGAGACCAAUUGCGAUUGGCAUCUUCUCUUCCCCCUGAAGGCAGCUAGACACCGAUGGAUCCUUGUCAGUUGUAACAUUCUAUUUCAACUUCGGGAAAGCAGCAGUUUUCUUUUUUUUUUUUUUUUUUUUCCUAUGACCACAGAAUUAGACAUACCUCUCAACUUACAUAUGUCUUCAACAUGGUUACCUCUGCAGAAAUAUUAGCAUAGCAUGCCAAUUUCUCUUGAGUACUGAAAUACACAUGAGAAAUUUGACUGUUAUUUGUUGAGACUAUCAAACAGAAAAGAAAUUAGGGCUCUAAUUUCCUUAAAACAAGCUCGCUUUAAGGAAGCAAAAUUGAAUCAUUUUAUAAAUGAAGACUAAGUUCUCUAUCUUAGGAGUAAUGUCGGCCCAGAAGGGUGCCCACUUCUUGUUUUCCCAUUUUAAAAACUCAAGAUUUUUAAAAGCCCUUUCCAAAGGUUUCAGCCGUAAAAUGCUUCUUUUUAAAAUGUAUCAACAUAUUUUUAUUUGAGGGGAAUUAACAAUUGCCAGGGGAAGCCAGCCAACCCAAGUUUAUUAUAUCAUUAACCUUAUAAAUUCAAACCUAAGUUGCUGGACCCCGGUGUGAGGGCAUACAUCUUCCAAAGUUUUGCCUAUCCUAAGAGCUAGAUUUUUCUGCUGCUCGUUGUCUUGCGGUUUAGCUAAUUUAGGAGUUUUGAGAAUGUAUUGGAUAUGCUCCAGUACAUAAGGAGUUGCCGCAUAUUAUAUCAGACUGCUUUGAGAAAUCUCGUCCCUAAUCUGUUGCAGUUGUUUCUAUUAACUUACUGAUUAACUCAGUCCUAACACACCUUUUGGGAAAUGCUGACUUAAACUCCUUAACUGGCAACAGUUGGAACAGUAAUCAGUUUGUUAACAUAUUUAAAGUCUUGAAUGUUGAAGAACUCAUAAGUAUGUGAUUUACCCUUUCCAAUUUUUUGGAAAACCAUUUAAUUUAUUCUAAUUAGAUUAACCCUGUUAAUCUACGGAUUGGAUAUCAAAAUGAAUGCCAGUCCAGAUGUGCCUAGACACGAAAUGAGAGCUGAGGACUCUCACCAUAUGCGAGUUCAUCCAGUAUGAAGAUACCAUAAGCCUUUUCUCUGAACCAGAGAAAUGAAAGUCAGUUUAAGAGGCUGAUACAUCUUGGCCCUGUUAAGGCAUCCACUUCACAGCUCUGAAGGCUGAGUCAGCCCCACUCCAUAGGUAGGCCAAGAAUUAGAUUUUAAACCUUCAUCUGUCCCAGUUAACUGUUAACUAAGGCCUUAUCUUCCACUGAAGAGUAUAGAUUGAAGGAUUGUGAACUAUGUUUAGUCUGAUUGUGAAAUUGGUGCCUAAUGUUCCAUGUCUGAAGUUUGCCCCAGUGCUACGUGUUGGAGUAGACCUAUGUGUGUGCUUUGCCAUUGAAGUAAGAUUUUGCCUGUACGGUACUGUUUCGUUUGUUAAUAAAGUGCACUGCCGCCCC